Messenger RNA from Lottia gigantea (owl limpet), 726 nucleotides. RefSeq lists its product as hypothetical. Bases 1 to 726 code for a protein of 241 amino acids. Lineage: Eukaryota; Metazoa; Mollusca; Gastropoda; Lottiidae. Gene Ontology annotation, biological process: synapse organization. The transcript has 3 exons. Gene Ontology annotation, cellular component: neuron projection membrane. The record is from RefSeq and is a predicted model, not a curated record.
AUGUCUAAUUUGAAUCAUUUUAUAUUUUCAGCGGCUGGAUAUUCGGGCUAUGAUGACUAUGAUGACGGACCAAUACCACGGUUUAAACCAACCAGAAAUAACUAUACUUAUUUCGUCGGGGAACUGGCAGUUUUAGAAUGUGUUGUAGAUAACCUUGGUGAUAAAAAGGUCGUAUGGCGGAAAGGCUCCAAGUUAAUUACAGUGGGUUCCAAUACAUUUGUAGAAGAUGCCAGGAUUCAAAUAGAACAUCCUGCCAGAUCGAACCAAUGGAAUCUGCUGAUUAAACAGGUCCAGUUUAAAGAUGCUGGGGUGUAUGAGUGUCAGAUCAGCUCGAAAGUUCGCCAUCUUAGAUAUUAUGUCACGUUAUUGGUUAAAGGUAAGAAUAUUCAGAUAUCCGGAGCACGAUUUGUAAACCGUGGUGAACGAAUCAUACUUACAUGCAACGCAACAGGUCGAGAACAUCCACCAGAUGACCUAGAUUGGUUCCGAAACGGCGACAAACUCUCAACUAACUUCGCUCAGAAAAUCUACAUACGAAAGAAAGUUAACUUAGGCUUAAAGACAAUUUUUAGUCGUUUAGAAAUUAGAGAUGCUAAAUUAUUAGAUGCCGGUUCUUAUGUUUGUAGAACAUCAGAUUUACAAGUUACCAGUACAAGAAUUAAUGUUUUAAACAGUAAGUAUGGAGCUUUGAUCCUUCACCCGAACUAUAUGUAUAUACUGUUAUAG